Messenger RNA from Prosopis cineraria, 1695 nucleotides. RefSeq names its product alkaline ceramidase TOD1-like. Lineage: Eukaryota; Viridiplantae; Streptophyta; Magnoliopsida; Fabales; Fabaceae. The transcript is spliced from 4 exons. The coding region runs from base 96 to 1481 and encodes 461 amino acids. The record is from RefSeq and is a predicted model, not a curated record.
UUGAAGAUCAUGAGUCUUUCUCCAGAGGAAAAAAUGUGAUUGCGAGAUCAAAUAGGAAAAAGAAAAGGAUCAGCAAUCUGUGAAUCUGACGCAUUAUGGGGAAGCUAAUAACUACUUCAAAACCCCUCAUCCUCCAUUCCAAGUUCCUCUGCUUCUCUCUCUUCUAUCUCUUCUCCUCCCUCUCUCUCGCUCUCUUCACCUUUCUCUCUCAAUCCAAAUGCCUCCUCCGAUCGUCUCCCUUCGAUCCCAUACGCUCCUCGCUCUUCUCCUACAAUUCCUCCUAUCACCCCCACAAGUAUGCCGUCUCAACCACUCGCUCCACCUGCUCUUCCCCUGUCUUCUUCUCAGAUUACUGGGACGCUUUCAAGGAUAUCCAGAAUUUCCGCGAUCAGUCUUCAUCUUCCCGCCGUGUUAUUAAGUAUAUGCAGGGGAAUUCUACCAGUUUCGGUGGGAAUUUCAGCUCUCAAAUAAGAUUUUCUUAUUUCAAUCAUCGAAAUGAUGACCAACAAAUUCCUUGUGGAUUUCUCAAGAAAUUUCCAAUCGCAGAUUCUGAUCAAAUGACGAUGGAGAAGUGUGAUGGUCUGGUAGUAGUUUCAGCCCUCUUCAAUGACCACGACAAGGUGCGACAGCCAAGAGGGCUGGGAUCAAAAACAUUAGACCAUGUGUGCUUCUUCAUGUUCAUAGACGACAUCACUCUGAAAGGGCUUCAAUACCAUGGAAUAGUGUCAGCAGGUGAAUCAAGAGAGUACAAGGUAGGAGCAUGGAGGCUCGUGAAGGUUUCAAGGGAGGAUUUGUAUGAGAACCCAGCAAUGAAUGGAGUGAUACCAAAAUAUUUGGUACACAGGCUGUUUCCAAACUCCAAGUUCAGCAUAUGGAUAGAUGCCAAGCUGCAACUAGUGGUGGAUCCAUUGUUGCUGAUACACUCGCUGGUGAUAUCUGAGAAUGUGGACAUGGCUAUAUCGAAACACCCUUAUUAUGUUCAUACAAUGGAGGAAGCAAUGGCCACAGCGAGGUGGAAGAAAUGGUGGGAUGUUAAUGCCUUGAAGUUGCAGAUGGAGACUUACUGUGACAAUGGCCUCCAACCUUGGGGACCUUCCAAGCUGCCCUAUGCCUCAGAUGUACCAGACAGUGCUCUGAUACUGAGGAAACAUGGAGUAAGAAGCAACCUGUUCUCGUGUCUAAUGUUCAAUGAGUUGGAGGGAUUCAACCCCAGAGACCAACUAGCGUUUGCAUUUGUGAGAGAUCACAUGAGACCAAAGCUGAGGCUCAACAUGUUCGACGCUGAAGUCUUCGAACAAGUGGCCCUUGAGUAUCGCCACAAUCUCAGGCACACCAGCAGUGAAGGUACUGAUAAAGUAAUGUUGAAGAAGGCUGCCACAAGAACCAGAAGGGCUGACUCUGACUUGUCAUACUUCAAUGGCAGCUGCUGCAGCAAGUGUCACAAUUAUCUCUCGGUUAUGUGGGAUGAUGAUGAUCAAUGAUCACCAUCCCCUUUGUUUAUUAUAUUUUCCAUUAUUCAUUUCUUGCUCUCGUGCCAAGAAAUCCUAGUUUAUUAGUAUAUAUCUUCUGGACGAUGAAAGGUGUAGCUGUAAAGAAACAGAACCCUUAUGAUUGGUUUUGUCUUUUUUGUUCGUAGAACGGAGUCUCUGACAAUUGAAGGAAAAAUGGGAUAUACAGAGAGUACUUUUACUGGGG